Bipolaris victoriae FI3 is the source of this 1113-nucleotide messenger RNA. RefSeq lists its product as hypothetical. The transcript has 3 exons. Bases 1 to 1113 code for a protein of 370 amino acids. The record is from RefSeq and is a predicted model, not a curated record. Lineage: Eukaryota; Fungi; Ascomycota; Dothideomycetes; Pleosporales; Pleosporaceae.
AUGCGCAACGUUCUCCUCGCUGUUUCCGCCAUCAGCGGUUUGGCUGCCGCCCUUCCCCAGAGGCCUAACUUUGAGGCUGCUAAGGCUCUUCCUCUGCCCAGUGUCGACCUCCUUAAGCCAAAGGUUGAUGAGAAGCCAAACGCCCCAAUCAAGUACAACCAGCCCGCUGCCGUCCAAGAGGUCAAGCAAGAUGUCAGCAACAACGGUGUGCAGACCAGGAAGCGAUCGACCUCUUGCAGCAACGGUACUCCGGAGCCAGGAAGUGGUGCACCUGUUCCCCCCGGUGGCUCUGUUGAAGCCUACCAGGACCAGGACCCCACAAGCUUGCUCAAGAGCAAGGCUCUGGCAGUAACUGCUCCCAGCGGCUACGUCGAGGCUUUCAAGGGCCUUAACAAAGCCACCCAACAGAUUGGUUACUUGACCUACAAGAACAUUGAUGGUCCCGACUACAAUGUCCAGGCAUGCGCCGACUUCUGUGAUAGCGAGAAGUUCUGCCUUGGCUUCAAUAUUUACUACGAGCGUGAUCCCACAGUCACCCCGACCUCCUCCUGCCCGGAUCCUGAACCCCAGACCAACCUCAAGUGCGCUCUCUUUGGAUACCCUGUCUCUACAAACACGGCUAUCAACGAUGGCCAGUACCGCGAGCAAUUUCACGUCGUCGUUGCUGGCAGCAACGGAUACUCUAAGCGCCAAGAUGAUACCGUCUGCAAGAGUGCCCCUGUUGUGUCCCGCUUCAAUGCACCAACCCAACUUCCCGCUGCCAUCGAUGCUCCUACCAGCUCCAACACCUACAAUGGCAUGCGCCUGUUCAACGAGAACCCCUACGACCCCAGCCUUUGCGCUGCUGCUUGCGAGGCCCAGACCGCUUUCGAUAAGGAGCACCUCGUCGAUGCUGACGGCCAUUACAGGCCAUGCAACUUCUUCACUUCUUACAUCUUGACUCAGAACGAUGUUCCUCUCGGAACUUACUGCGCCCUCUACACUCAGACCUGGGACACUGAAUAUGCCACCAACACUGGCUACCACUGGGAAAACGAUGAGUACCGCACCAUUUGCGCUGCUUCAUACACCCUUACUGUCCAAGACAGCGGCGUCAGCUCUCCUCCUGCCUAA